AUGCUGGCAGUAAAUCCCAAUGCUCUCCUUGGAUGUGCAGGCUUCAUCGUGGAUCUGAAAUUUCCGUGGAUGGAAAAUGUGAUCGGGCAUUCAGAGGUGUCCAAGCCUGCCGCUCUUAAAUUGGGGUCUACAGACACGGUAAUGAGCGUUCCAACGUAG
This is a messenger RNA of Heterobasidion irregulare TC 32-1, 159 nucleotides long. RefSeq lists its product as uncharacterized. NCBI's taxonomy places the organism in Eukaryota, Fungi, Basidiomycota, Agaricomycetes, Russulales, Bondarzewiaceae. The record is from RefSeq and is a predicted model, not a curated record. The coding region runs from base 1 to 159 and encodes 52 amino acids. The transcript has a single exon.